CCUUAGCCAACACGGAAGCGCUUGGGAUCACUAAUUGAAUCGUGUGGUAUUACAUUUGUCUUAAAAAGGGAUGUCUUUUCGUAAUAUUUCCAAAGAGGCGCUGGUCGGAUCCAUCACACUGGGUGUGGUUUUUGUCGCCGGUUAUUUCUUCGGGAAAAAGAAAUCUUACAGAAUGAGCAUCUCCAAAAGUCACUGUGGGGGAAAAGACAACCCACUGAUGCAGUAUGUCCUCAAUCACUCCAUGAGGGAGCAUCCGGUCCUGAAAAAGCUCAGGCUGAGGACAAUGGAAGACUCCUGGAACAUCAUGAUGGUCGCCUGUGAGCAGGCACAGUUCAUGGGCAAUCUGGCAAAACUAAUAAACGCCAAGAAAGCAUUAGAGAUCGGAGUAUACACAGGUUACAACACACUGAACAUGGCACUAUCUUUGCCUGACGAUGGAGUUGUGGUGGCAUGUGACAUAAGUGAAGAAUACACCGGCAUUGGAAAACCCUUCUGGAAAGAGGCUGGAGUUGAGCACAAAAUUGAUCUACGCAUACAGCCGGCAGUGAACACUCUAGAUGAUCUCCUUGCUGCUGGUCAGGCUGGAACAUUUGACUUUGCCUUCAUUGAUGCAGACAAAGUUAACUAUGACAACUACUAUGAAAGGUCUCUGCAGCUGUUGAGGAAAGGCGGCAUCAUUGCCAUCGACAAUGUGCUGUGGGGUGGGAAGGUGCUGAAUCCGGCUCCUGAUGACGCAGACACUCUGGCCAUUGACAAGCUAAACAAGAAGUUGCACAAAGAUGCUCGCAUCAGCCUCAGCAUGCUCACAGUGGGAGAUGGGCUUACACUGGCUGUCAAACUAUAGGAUGUGUGUGAGAGGUUCAAUAGAUAUUUCGUAUCUGGGAUAUGUGAUGGUAGCUGUAACAUAUGUACGUGUUACUGUCUGGGAUCAUGUUACUAAAGGUUAAUAUGGAGAUCAAGGAACACUGUAUUUUUAAGUGAUUUCAGUGUUAUGUUUUAUUACAGGACACAAGGAUGAAAAAAGAAAACAAACUGUACAUGUCA
Toxotes jaculatrix (banded archerfish) is the source of this 1044-nucleotide messenger RNA. Its product is annotated as catechol O-methyltransferase domain-containing protein 1-like. The coding region runs from base 71 to 844 and encodes 257 amino acids. The record is from RefSeq and is a predicted model, not a curated record. NCBI's taxonomy places the organism in Eukaryota, Metazoa, Chordata, Actinopteri, Toxotidae. The transcript is spliced from 7 exons. Gene Ontology annotation, molecular function: S-adenosylmethionine-dependent methyltransferase activity; O-methyltransferase activity.